Molecule: messenger RNA, 2127 nt
Organism: Tetrahymena thermophila SB210
Lineage: Eukaryota; Ciliophora; Oligohymenophorea; Hymenostomatida; Tetrahymenidae
Product: transmembrane protein, putative
Exons: 4
Source: RefSeq, a predicted model, not a curated record
UAAUAAUAAUAAAUAAAAUAAAAAAUCUAAAUAACUAAAACUUAGAAAGAGGAAUCUUAAAUUAAAAGUUUAAAAAAUAAAUUAAAUAAAUAAAGAAAUAUGGCAUCAAAAAUAGUAGCAAUUUCUACUGAAGCUCUAGAAGUAGGCAAGCGUAUUAAAAAGUCCAAAAAAAAAGUUAUUUGGCAAUUCACAAUUGACGAUAAGAGACAUACAAUUGAGCUUUUUGCUUCUUUUGCAUCAGGCAAGAGAAAAAUCCUCCACAACGGAAAGUUAGUGCAUGAUAAGAAACAAUUGAUUGAAAUGCUCGACUUUGCCAUGCCUAUCGGAAACAAUAUGCUUAAUAUUGUAUAGAAAGUAGAAAACUUUGAAAUGAGAAUUAACAAUACCCCUUUCAAUUAACUUUUCGGUGGACGCAGUAAAAGAGGAUUUGAUGAUUUAGAUAGCUCAUAUAAAAAGAAAGAUGAAAAAAAUGAAGAAAGUUUAGGAAUUCGCAGCAAUAAAAACCCAUUUGCACAAACAAUAAAUACAAAUUACACCGGUUUUGGAGCAAAAACACAACAAAAAAAGAAAGCAGAUUUUGGCGACUUUAAUGAUUUUUAGGGCAGUGGCAAUUAGCAAUAAGAUAACAGCGAAUUUGGAAAUGUUAAUGACUUCCACAACUUUAGUAACUUCGGAAACGCUAAUAGCAAUAAUAAUAAUAAUAACAAUAAUGGAUUUGGAGGUAACUGGGGAGGUUUCGGAAGCAGUUCAACUUAGAAUUAACAAUAAUAGAAUCAAUAGUAAAAGCCAUAACAAUAACCAUUAAAUAAUUUCAACAAUCUCUUGGACGAUGAUGAUGAUGUUCCUGUACCCUAAUAAAAUAUUUAGUAAACUGCAUAACAAAACAAAAGCUUCCAACCCUCUAAUUUACUUGAUUCAGAAGAUUCAGCUGAUGAGGAAGAAUAUUAUAAAAAAUAAUAGCAAUAACAAUAAGGAUUUUAGUAGAAUCAAUAGGGUUUACAACAAUAGCAAUAAGGAUUCUAAUAAUAAUAGCAACAGAACUUCCAAUAGUAAUAGGGUUUCCAAUAAUAGUAGGGAUUCUAGCAAUAAUAGCAACCACAAGCAGUAUAAUAAUAGCUUUAAUAGCAACAACCACCUCAAGCUCCAAAAUAAGAAGAAAAGAAGGCUGAUCUUUUGAGUUUGUACAACAAUAACAGCAAUUAGAACGCUUAAUAGUACGGAUUAUAAAAGUAAAAUUAAUUUCUUCUUAGCUAAAUAUUUAUUUCCAAUAAAAAUCCUACUAAUUAAUCGAUUGAUUAUUUUAAAAAUAAAUAUUUGAUUUCAAAUAUUUAAAAUUAAAUUAAUUUCAAGCAGAAGUAUUCAAUUAAAAAAUAACAAGAACUUUUUUAAAAAAAUAUUAUUUAAUUAAUUUAUUUAAAUCAAAUAAAAGUGUUUCACUCUUAUUUAUUAUUUUUCAAAAAUUAAUAGUUUAAAUCAGCUCUAAGGAGGAAAUGCCUAGCAAAAUAAUGGAAUUAAUACUAUGAAUCAAGGCGGAUAUAGUAUGCAAAAUAAUGGUAUGAACCAAGGAGGUUAUGGAAUGUAGAAUAUGAAUUAAGGUGGUUAUGGAAUGCAAAACACAAAUCAAUACGGUCAAUAAAAUAUGAAUCAAGGUGGUUUUGCCUAAUAAAAUAUGAAUUAAGCUGGUGGAUAUGGUCAAUAAAACUUGAAUUAAGUAGGUUUCGCUUAAUAAAAUAUGAAUUAAGUUGGCUAUGGAUAGUAAAAUAUAAAUUAAGGAGGUUAUGGAAUGUAAAACAAUAUGAAUUAAUAACCAAAUAGCAACAAUUAUAUGAACAAUUAAGGAGGAUUUGGAGCUACACAAAUGUAAGGUGCUUAUGGUAUGAAUAACAUGUAACAACAAUAAAGAAUGGGGGGAAAUCCCUAAAAUACUUAAGUCUAAAUGGCUGGUGGUUUCAACUAUAACUAAGCAGGUCAAAUUGGAGGUGCUCAACAAUUCGGAUAAUAAAACGGAGGUUUUGGCUAACCCUAAUAAUUAUAAUAGUAACCAUAAUAAACUGGAUUUAAUUAAGUAAAUUAACAAGCUCCUAAUAACUUUAAUAAUAAAAAUGCACCUUCAAAAUAACCUCUUGA